Molecule: messenger RNA, 4800 nt
Organism: Scophthalmus maximus (turbot)
Lineage: Eukaryota; Metazoa; Chordata; Actinopteri; Pleuronectiformes; Scophthalmidae
Gene: esrra
Product: estrogen-related receptor alpha
Exons: 8
Coding region: 427-1719 (430 amino acids)
Biological process (GO): regulation of DNA-templated transcription
Cellular component (GO): nucleus
Molecular function (GO): sequence-specific DNA binding; nuclear steroid receptor activity; DNA-binding transcription factor activity
Source: RefSeq, a predicted model, not a curated record
GAGUCUUUACGCUGACGUCCAGCUACAACCUCAGUUGUGCGAGCCGAGAGACGAGAAAUUACAGCAGCAGGGCACGCAACCGAACGGGCGGACAAGACGUGGGGGGGUCGCCGGCUGUCGCCACACCGCCUCAUUCCACGGUAACCGUCAGUGAUGCGAUGUGAGACGCCCGGCGAGGCUCGGACAGCGCCAUUGAAGCGGUUGAACCGACUGUGGACUUGGCAGCCGCGAGGACUGGACCGACUUCAGAUACAAGAAGGAGAAGAAGAAAAGAAAAAAAACACCCCCAGCAACCCUGCGAUGUUUUGACAUCCCCCAGUGUCCUGAAAACUGCAGACCUCAACCCAGGCAACAGCACUUCACUAAGCUACCACCAGGAGUGAGGGGAGAUAUAGGCUUUAAACUCCAACUCACCACACAGACAUCAUGUCUUCCAGGGACCGUCGGUCAGACGUCUACAUAAAGGCAGAGCCGAGUAGCCCGGAGGGAGGCGGGGGAGGACGUACCAGCCCCGGCGGGGCCUCCUCGGACUCCUCUCAAAGUGGAACCAGAGGAGACGGCACCAAACGUUACUCCCCGCCACUCUACACACCGGCCCUGCGUUGCCACUUCAAAGACGAGGGGGGCGACGGGGCUGAGGAGGGCUCCGCCGGAAAUGGAGCUGGACGAUGCAAGUACGCCCUGAGCACGCUACCCAAGAGGCUCUGCUUAGUAUGUGGGGAUGUGGCCUCGGGUUACCACUACGGCGUGGCGUCAUGUGAGGCCUGCAAGGCCUUCUUCAAAAGAACCAUUCAAGGUAACAUUGAAUACAGUUGUCCAGCUUCAAAUGAGUGUGAAAUCACCAAGAGGCGCAGAAAGGCUUGCCAGGCAUGCCGCUUCACCAAGUGCCUCAAAGUAGGCAUGCUGAAGGAGGGAGUUCGUCUCGACAGGGUCCGAGGUGGAAGACAGAAGUACAAAAGGCGCCCAGAAGUGGAGAAUGCAACGUACCAGAAUGCCCCUCUACAACUGACAAAGGAGAGUGAAAAAGGCUCCUCCAACAUCAUUGUGUCCCACCUCCUGGUGGCAGAGCCAGAGAAGCUGUUCGCCAUGCCCGACCCGCUGCAGCCCGACACUGCCCAGCGGACGCUCACCACCCUCUGUGACCUUGCUGACCGCGAGCUGGUCGUCAUCAUCGGCUGGGCCAAACACAUUCCAGGCUUCCUGUCACUUUCCCUCGCAGACCAGAUGUCUGUGCUGCAGUCAGUGUGGCUGGAGGUGCUGGUGCUGGGCGUAGCGUACCGCUCGCUCGGCUGCGAGGACGAGGUGGUGUUCGCCGAGGACUUUGUCCUUGACGAGGAGAUGUCGCGCGUCGCAGGACUGACGGAGCUGAACGCGGCAAUCAGUCAACUCGCUCGCCGUUUCCGCUCACUAAAUGUGGACCGGGAGGAAUUUGUCAUGCUGAAGGCCAUCGCACUAACUAACUCAGACUCUGUUUACAUCGAGGACAUGGAGGCUGUGCAAAAGCUGCGGGACCUUCUCCACCAGGCCCUGCUGGAGCUGGAAUGUCAGCGGCGCCCAGACGACCCCCAGCGGGCGGGACGCCUCCUUUUAACGUUGCCUCUCCUCCGUCAAACUGCUGGUCGUGCUCUUACGACUUUCUACAGCAUCAAGACCCGCGGAGGUGUACCCAUGCACAAACUAUUCCUGGAGAUGCUGGAAGCCAUGAUGGACUCUCCCUAGAGCAGGAAGCAGCGGAAAUAAAGAGGAUGCAAGGAAAGACCCAACAGAGAUCUGAUCUUCAAGAGUGGAUGAGUGAGAAUGAGAAUAAUGAGAAGGGAUGGUUUUGGUAGAGAAUGAAUAAUGAGGAAUAUGGUCGUUUUUAUCUUGUAGGCAACAUGAAGGAAGAAAAAGAACAUGACAAAAGAAAGAACUCAUCUAUUGUCUCUAAGUUGGGACGCUCCACUUGGAGUAAGAGGCAACUGCCAAACUUCAGUUAAAGGCUUCAAGAUCACCAGAGUGAAAAACAUUUGACAUCGAUGCCAGAAUACUUCUUAGUUUCAAGUUGUUUCAUGGUGUGUUGCAUCACAGUAUCAAUCUGCAGUUGCAUAACCACUGAAGAACAACACCUUGGUACCCAAGAACACACUGCAGCCGCGUAGUUCCGGAACUCUUUUUAAACAAUGCAACAUAUACUCAUGAAAGCCAUGACAAAAUAUCCAGCAAAAGACUGGAGGGUCCAGUAUAGUUUCAGAAUGAUGUGCACAUGGGAGUGCUUGUGUUCACUAUACUUUGGUGUGCCGUUGUAGGCAAAUUCAUAGGAAUUACUUGCAAUAUUUUAAAAAGCAAUAUAAUGACUUGAUUGUUGUCCGUCAAAAUUUAAAAUGUGGAUAAAAUGGUGAGACAUCUAGUUGUGUGUGUGAGUAUAUCAGUAGUUCUCCACUCUCAGGACCCCGGUGUUAUCUGCUAGUGUCGCCUGAUGUGGGUCGGGGAGGCCAGGCGAGAAGUUUUUGAAACCUGGCAGCAGAGGAAAAAAACGGCGACACUUUUAGGGGUUAAAUACUGGAAUUGAGAACCACUGGUGUACAUAGUAGGUGCAGGAUUCUUUAUGAAAGGCUGUGCAAUUGAUUUGUAAUCCAGGAGAUGGUGCAUAUGAAGAUUGUGUGCUCUACCUGGAAGGUCAUUUAUUCAGUGUUGUAUGUAAAUCCUUUUGGCACACAAAGAACUGGCUUCCAUACGAGCAAGCGUGUGCAGUCGAAAACCAAUGAGCUCCGCUGAGAUCAGGGAAGAACACAGCUCUCACAGAAAAAGACAGUGUGGCAACACAAGUGGUUAGAAAAGAAAUGCAUAUGCUUUUUUUGUAUACUAUUCUCUACUAGAUCUUACCACUAUUUUUGUCUGCUUAUCAAAAAUAAUGGUGUGACCUAUUUCAUUUUUGGGCUGUAAUGUGUAACACUAACCCAUAUGUGUGAUUUAUAGGUUCGUGGUCAGACUUUGCUGCCUUUUCUGCAGGAGCGAAGCUCAUUGCGUUAAAGAUCCUGCCUUUGUGUACGUACAUCUGUUGAAAUCUUGACUCGAUAGUGCCCGCAAAGGGCUCAAGGGCAACAAGAAAUGCAACAUAUGCAACAUCUUUCCUUUUGGAUGUUGAAACCUUGUACGACAACGUUUCUUUUAAGUUUCACUCAUUGUUCAGCAGGUUUGUAUACUCUCAGUAUAAAUGAUCAUUAUAUCAAGCUUCACGUGCAAAGCUACAGCAUCUAACGUCAGAAUCAGAUCCCUAAAAAAUGAGCGUUCAAAGGGCCAUUCAUCUUUUAGCCAUGUACAGUUCCAUUGAAAUAGACAGAAACCGGCAAUUGAAAGACGAAUAAAAGCCAGCAAAUGUCCUACAAAUUCCCCAUGACAAUUAUUUGUGUGCAGCUCGCAGUGUACGGAAAUUUGUAAAGACUUGAAAACUCCUUUUUCAUACAUUUUCCUUUUUUAGGAUUUAAGGGUAUUUUAUUUACAUUGUGACACACUGUUGUGGGUUUGAUAUUGGAAUGAAGAUUUCCAUUCAUGUUAUUUUGAAUGCUUUUUUUCUUUUUCUUCUUUUAAGUAAGCAGUUGUGUUUUCUGAAGCUGAUUGUCAUUUAGGGAUCAAUUUUACAUGGCUAUAGAUCCAGCGGCAUGGUGAGGCUACAGAGGGCUACCUCAGGAGAAAGAGUUAAGCCACAUGGCCAAAUAACUGUGAGGACACGAUCUUUUGACUUGUCAUGGUAAAUUUGAAUAUUAGGGUAUUUUUUUGAAUGUCCUGCAGUUUGACUAACGCCUGAGAUCAUUUGUCUUUCAUACUUGUUUUCAUACCUUGAAGGUGUGUAUGGCUGAAAAUUCAUGCUUUAUAAGACGCCCCGUGGUACAAAGUGUCUCACGCUGUGGGGGCGGCAAGCUUAUAGUUGAAAGGGUUUCCCAGGAUUAAUGGUGCGGCUUAAACACUGGAGAUCACUAGUGGCAGUUCAAAUUGAAAACGGUUCUAUCUUGUAACAUGCAGGUGUUGUGUCAGCCACAGACACAACCGUGGAGCAGGAAUUUAUAUAUCUGGCAAAAUGUGACUCUGAUUCACCUGGUUAGCUUUUGCUUUCAUAGGUCACAGCUGUCUUUCAGUCUGUGAUUUGUUUACUAACUUAAUUUCUCGGAAUAGUGAUCAGAUUCCUGAAGUGAACAAAGACAUACAGCUGCCUGGGUCGAGCUAGAGCUUUUAAACUAUUGUCAUUUACCUUAAGGUAACUGUUUUCAUUAGCACACAAAUGCGUUUUAGGUACGGUGGCUUGGGGGUAAAGACGGUGCCAUUUGCAGUGACGCUGUUAAAAUUAUACAGUCAUUUGUAGUUUCUAAUAAAUGUGUGCAUUAAUAUAAAUGAGCAAUACAAUAAAUUACCAAACCUCACACAUUUCCUUGUAUAGCCACAGUGUACAUUUAACAUUGCCAGUUAUAAUAAAGAAUAGCUUCUAAACGUUAUAUUAUUUAGACGUUCAAAUCAAUGUUUGUAUUUUGAAAGACUAUUUAAAUGAUUAAAUUCUAUUUUUUACUCAAUUUUACUGUUGUUUGUUGACACUGCUUUAUUUUUGUGUGUGAUAUUGGCUGUGAAUUUGUGUGUAGGCUACUUUUAUUUCCAUUUAGAUGAAAAAAAAACCCAACCCAGUUUGAUGUCCUUGUCUAAACAUGUCCACAUUAAAAAAAGAAAAAAAAAUCACUGUGAAAAAAAGUGAGCUCUUCCACUAUCUGUCACAACAGGGAGUGGAUUAUUGUAGGUGCUUUGUGUUGUGUAAUAAAUGGACACACCACCACCACA